Messenger RNA from Equus quagga, 3476 nucleotides. It is a transcript of the gene NLRP14, whose product is annotated as NLR family pyrin domain containing 14. Lineage: Eukaryota; Metazoa; Chordata; Mammalia; Perissodactyla; Equidae. Gene Ontology annotation, cellular component: cytoplasm. Bases 198 to 3476 code for a protein of 1092 amino acids. The record is from RefSeq and is a predicted model, not a curated record. Gene Ontology annotation, molecular function: protein binding. Gene Ontology annotation, biological process: regulation of inflammatory response. The transcript is spliced from 12 exons.
UCCCAGGGAAGAGAACUUGGUCCGCUAGCGGGCGCGGGCGAAGAUCCGCGGGAGCGGUCACUCCCGGUGCGAGGCGAGUCCGCGGUCUCUUGGGGAGGCGGGGAGCCCAGGCUCCGGUGCGCACGUGGGUCCCAUUUAUUCAACAUUCUUUUGAUUAUUUUCCCCCACUGAAGCCUGACUAUUGGUCUGUGGACAAGAUGACAGAUUCAUUGUCUUCUUCCUUCUUUCCUGAUUUUGGCCUGCUAUUGUAUUUGGAGGAGCUAAACAAAGAGGAAUUAAAUAAAUUCAAGUUACUCCUGAGGAAUGCGACCAUGGAACCCGAGCACUGCCAGAUACCCUGGGCUGAAGUGAAGAAGGCCAAGCGGGAGGAUCUGGCUAACUUGAUGAACAGAUAUUAUCCAGGAGAGCAGGCCUGGGAUGUGGCUCUCAAAAUCUUUGGCAAGAUGAACCUGAAGGAUCUGUGUGAGAGAGCAAAAGCAGAGAUCAACUGGACCGCCCGGAGUAUGGGGCCAGAAGAUGCCAGGGCCGGAGAGGCACAAGGUGAUCAGGAGGCAGUGUUGGGUGAUGGAACAGAAUACAGAAGUCGAAUAAAGGAAAAAUUCUGCAUCAUGUGGGAUGAGGAGUGUUUGCUUGGAGAACCUAAAGAUUUCUGUCAUGAAAUUGCUCAGAAAGGUCAAGAACUGUUGGAACAUUUGUUUGAUGUGGAUGUCAAAACCGGGGAGCAGCCACAGACGGUGGUGCUUCAGGGGGCUGCUGGGGUUGGGAAAACAACCUUGGUGAGAAAGGCAAUGUUAGAUUGGGCACAGGGCAACCUCUAUCAGCAGAGAUUUGCCUAUGUUUUUUAUCUCAAUACCAGAGAAAUUAACCAGUUGAGAGAGAGAAGCUUUGUUCAAAUGAUAUCAAAGGACUGGCCCAGCACAGAAGGCCCCAUUGAAAGGAUUAUGUCCCAGCCCAGUAGUCUCCUUUUUAUUAUUGAUAGUUUUGAUGAACUGAACUUCGCCUUUGAGGAACCUGAGUUUGCGUUGUGUGAAGACUGGACCCAGGUACACCCAGUGUCCUUCCUCAUGAGUAGUUUGCUGAGGAAAGUGAUGCUCCCUGAGUCGUCCUUACUGGUGACAACGAGACUCACAGCAUGUAAGAAACUAGAGCCUUUGUUGAAGAGUCAGCGUUCUGUAGAGCUACUGGGUAUGUCUGAGGAUGCAAGAGAGGAGUAUAUUUACCAGUUUUUUGAAGACAAGAAGUGGGCUUUGCAAGUAUUUGGUUCACUAAGAAAUAGUGAGAUGCUUUUUAGCCUGUGCAAAGUCCCCCUAGUGUGCCGAGUCAUUUGUACUUGUCUGGAGCAGCAAAUGGAGAAGGGUGUCACAUUGACCUGCAAAACCACCACGGCUCUGUUUACCUGCUAUAUCUCUAGCUUGUUCACACCAGCAGAUGGAAGCUGUCCUAGUCUACCCAACCAAACCCAACUGAGGAGCCUGUGCCACUUAGCUGCCAAAGGAGUAUGGACUAUGACAUAUGUGUUUUACAGGGAAAAUCUCAGAAAGCAUGGAUUAACUAAAUGUGAUGUCUCAAUUUUCCUGGACGUGAAUAUUCUUCAAAAGGACACAGAGUAUGAAAACUGCUAUGUGUUCACCCACCUACAUAUUCAGGAGUUUUUUGCAGCUAUGUUCUAUAUAUUGAAAGACAGUAGGGAAACCGGGAACCUUUUUUUUCAGUCUUUUGAAGAUUUGAAGCUGUUAUUUGAAAGCAACAGUUAUAAAGACCGCCAUCUGAUGCAGAUGAAAUGCUUUGUGUUUGGCCUUUUGAAUGAAGGUCUAGUAAAGCAACUCGAGGACACUUUUAACUGUAAAAUGUCACUGGGGGUAAAAUGGAAGAUACUUCAGUGGAUGGAAAUAUUAGGAAACAGUGACUGUUUUCCAUCACAGCUAGGAUUUCUGGAGUUGUUUCACUAUCUGUAUGAGACUCAAGAUGAAGGAUUUAUAAGCCAGGCAAUGAGAUAUUUCCGAAAGGUUGUCAUUAAUAUUCAUGGGAAAAUCCAUUUGCUUGUGUCUUCAUUCUGCCUCAAGCAUUGCCAAAGUUUACAGACCAUUAAACUGUCUGUGACUGUGGAAUCUGAGAGGAAGAUGUUAAACUCAAGCCACUCAGCUGAAACUUGGGAUUUUGGUUGCAUUAUUCAUUAUUGGCAAGAUCUCUGUUCUGUGCUUCAUACAAAUGAACAGUUGAGAGAAUUGGACCUGUGUCAUAGCAACCUUGAUAAGUUAGCAAUGAAGACUUUUUAUCAAGAAGUAAGGCACCCAAGCUGUAAACUACAAAAACUACGGUUGAGGUUUCUUUCUUUCCCUGAUGGUUGUCAAGAUAUCUCUCGUUGUUUGACUCACAACCAGAAUCUGAUGCAACUGAACCUGAAAGGGAGUGAUAUAGGGGAUAAUGGAGUAAAGUCAUUGUGUGAAGCCUUGAAAUGCCAAGAGUGUAAACUACAGAAUCUGAGCUUGGAAUCCUGUGACCUAACUACAGUUUGUUGUCUGGAUAUCUCUAAGGCUCUCGUCAGAAGCCAGAGCCUGAUAUUUCUGAAUCUGUCGACCAAUAAUCUUUUGGAUGAUGGAGUAAAGCUGUUGUGCGAAGCCUUAAGACAUCCAAAGUGUUACCUAGAGAGACUGUCCUUAGAAAGCUGUGGCCUCACAGUAGCCGGCUGUGAGGAUCUUUCUUCAGCUCUCAUCAGCAAUAAAAGGCUGACACAUCUGUGCUUGGCAGACAACAACUUAGGAGAUGGUGGAGUAAAGCUUAUGAGUGAUGCCUUGAAACAUCCACAGUGCACUCUACAGAGCCUUGUGCUGAGGCGUUGCCAUUUCACUGCACUUAGCAGUGAACAUCUGUCAUCUUCUCUCCUACACAACAAGAGCUUGACGCAUCUGGAUCUGGGCUCAAACCAACUACAAGAUGAUGGAGUAAAGCUUCUAUGUGAUGUCUUUCGACAUCCAAGCUGUAAUCUUCAGGACCUGGAAUUGAUGGGCUGUGUUCUCACUAGUGCAUGUUGUCUGGAUCUGUCUUCUGCUAUUUUGAACAACCCAAAUUUAAGAAGCCUCUACCUUGGGAAUAAUGAUUUGCAGGAUGAUGGAGUAAAAAUUCUGUUUGAAGCUUUGAGACAUCCAAACUGUAACAUACAGAGGCUUAGGUUGGAAUACUGUGGUCUGACCUCUCUCUGUUGCCAGGAUCUUUCCUCUACUCUUAGCAGCAACCAAAGACUGAUAAAAAUAAACUUGACACAGAAUACCUUAGGGUGUGAAGGAAUUAUGAAGUUAUGUGAAGUCUUGAAGUCUCCUGAAUGUAAACUACAGGUUCUAGGGUUAUGCAAAGAGGCACUUGAUGAGGAAUCCCAGAAGCUGCUGGAAGCUGUGGGAGUUAGCAAUCCACACCUAGUCAUUAAGCACGAUUGUAAUGAUCAUAAUGAAGAAGAUGAUUCCUGGUGGCUGUGUUUCUGA